Messenger RNA from Sarcophilus harrisii (Tasmanian devil), 5455 nucleotides. RefSeq names its product phosphatidylinositol-4-phosphate 5-kinase type 1 alpha (gene PIP5K1A). Gene Ontology annotation, molecular function: phosphatidylinositol kinase activity. Lineage: Eukaryota; Metazoa; Chordata; Mammalia; Dasyuromorphia; Dasyuridae. Gene Ontology annotation, biological process: phosphatidylinositol metabolic process. Bases 396 to 2039 code for a protein of 547 amino acids. The record is from RefSeq and is a predicted model, not a curated record. The transcript has 15 exons.
AUAAACAAGUCUUUGGCAGGGGUUGGGAUUCGCUCAGCGGAGACUUCCCACGCCCCCUUUUCCCUUUAGGUGUGGUUCCGCCCGAGGGCGUGGCCAAAGCCGGGCGGGCGACACCAACGAGCUCCCAGGAUGGAGGGGGGGAAGCAGUUUCGGUGUAAGGUGGCUACGCGCGAGAGAGGCGGGGAAACCCCCCUGUGCCGGAGGAAUGGUGCGGUCCUGAGCCGGGUCCGGAGCCGGCCAGACGCGUCGGAGUGAGGCCCUCUAGGAGGGGGGCGCCGGCCGGCGGGAAGCGGGCUACCUGCGGAGCCUGCCAGGGGAGGUUCGACGUCGGAAAGGGGAAAAGCCCGACCUGAGACGGAGCGAGGGCGCCGGGGUGGGGGGAGGGGGCUGCCAAGAUGGCGUCGUCCUCCGGGUCGACGUCGACCUCCUUGGAGUUGGGGAGCAGUAGCUGCACCUCCAAUUUAGUACCGUCAACUUUCAAAAAAUCUGUGACUAGUUCCUCUGAGGUGUCUGGCUCCUCUGGUCCAGUCAAGAAAAUUGGACAUAGAAGUGUUGAUCCUUCUGGGGAGACAACAUAUAAAAAGACAACCUCAUCAGCCCUGAAAGGUGCCAUUCAGCUAGGCAUUACUCAUACUGUUGGCAGUCUUAGCACCAAACCAGAGCGGGAUGUCCUCAUGCAAGACUUCUAUGUAGUGGAGAGUAUUUUCUUCCCCAGUGAAGGGAGCAACCUGACCCCCGGCCAUCAUUAUAAUGACUUCCGUUUCAAGACUUAUGCCCCUGUUGCUUUCCGCUACUUCCGAGAGUUGUUUGGGAUCCGGCCUGAUGACUACCUGUAUUCCCUGUGUAGUGAGCCACUAAUUGAGCUCUGCAACUCUGGAGCCAGUGGCUCCCUCUUCUAUGUGUCCAGUGAUGACGAAUUCAUCAUCAAGACUGUCCAGCACAAAGAGGCUGAGUUUUUGCAGAAGUUGCUGCCAGGAUACUAUAUGAACCUGAAUCAGAAUCCACGGACUCUGUUACCCAAAUUCUAUGGACUGUACUGUGUACAGGCAGGUGGCAAAAACAUUCGAAUUGUGGUGAUGAACAAUUUACUUCCACGUUCAGUCAAAAUGCAUGUCAAAUAUGAUCUCAAGGGCUCAACCUACAAACGGCGAGCCUCGCAGAAAGAGCGAGAGAAAGUGUUCCCCACCUACAAAGAUCUGGACUUCUUGCAAGAUAUGCCCGAUGGCCUCUUCUUGGAUGCUGACAUGUAUAAUGCUCUGUGUAAAACGCUGCAGCGAGAUUGUUUGGUGCUACAGAGCUUCAAGAUCAUGGACUAUAGUCUGCUAGUGGCGAUUCACAACAUGGAGCAUGCACAGCGAGAGCGAGUGCCCACUGAAAUGGGCUCCGGCAAUGAUACCCGAAAACCAGCCCCACAGAAGGCCCUCUAUUCCACAGCUAUGGAGUCCAUCCAGGGGGAGGCCCGGCGGGGUGGCACCAUGGAAACAGAGGACCAGAUGGGUGGCAUUCCUGCCCGAAACAAUAAAGGGGAUCGACUGCUGCUUUAUAUCGGUAUCAUUGACAUACUACAGUCUUACAGGUUCAUGAAGAAGCUGGAACAUUCAUGGAAAGCUCUGGUCCAUGAUGGGGACACCGUGUCAGUACACAGGCCGGGAUUCUAUGCUGAACGAUUUCAUCGAUUCAUGUGCCAUACAGUAUUCAAGAAAAUCCCCUUGAAGCUCUCUCCUUCCAAAAAAAGUCGGAUCCCUUCAUCCCUUCGUCGAAUGGGUCCAGGUGGAAAUUCCCUCUCUCCUCACCAGCUGACAGCCCCUGUCUCUGGAGAUAACAAGACAGAAAUGACAACACAAGUGGAAGUGGAACCAGGUAUCUACUUCCGCCGUCCUGAUUUACUCCCCCGAAGUCCACUUGUGGAUGAGACCAAUAGUGACUCGGCUGCCACCACCCUUUCUACCUCUCCUGGCAGUGAGAAAUUCAACACACCAGCUAACAGUUCGCCUCCUUCAGAAAGAAUUGACGCUGUAGAGUCAGAAUUCAGCUGUUGAGAAAAUACUCAACAGAGGACCUGGCACUUGGAAUUAGAUUCUUCCAUCAUAGUGGUCCCAAGGUGUCAGCCCCAAUCCCAGCGCUGCUGAGCUCCCCCUUUCCUGGCUAUUGAAAAGGAGAAUAGUAGAGUCUGGGAGAACCUUCUCCCCAAACUCCUGAAGAGGAGCCUCUUCCCCCACUCCAGGAUGGGCAUUAAUUAGUGCCUUAGGCAGUUGGGGCAUUGUCAUUGUGUGAAGAGCAUCCUGGACCCAAUUUGGGUGGCGCCUGUUCUGCACUUCCCAGCUCAGCUUCCAGAGUUGACUUUAGGACUGUACCCUCUCCAAAACUGAAAGUAGGGCUGAUGGACUAUGUGGUUCUCUUCCACCUUUCCUGCCUCUCUUUUAGCAAUUGGACUCUGUUCCUUUGCAGCAGGCUGGCUGAUGACCCCUACCGCAGCUCUCUACUUGGCUUCUGGAGAGGAGGUUCUCUGUAACUUUUGUAAAGGUUUUUUGGGAAAUAGGGGUGUUCACACCCCCUCCUUGGCUUGGGUUUUUCAAAAACUCCUCACACUCCCCUCUCCCUUUUCUUUAAAAAACAAAAAAGAUUUCAAGCCCAAUUUCAGAACAAGAAAUGUUCUGGCCACCUUAGAGGCCUCAAGCAAUGAGACAUCCCGGGGAAGGAGUUCAGGCUCCCUAUAAGGAGGAGAAAGGCUGGCAAAGCACAGGACAAUGACGACCACAACUUCAGGAGAAGCCUCUUUGCAUCCUCCUCUGGAGCACAUCGAUGAGUUUCUCCUGUCUGAAAAAUCUGAGAUAGGAAACAAUGGCCUACACAGCGCUAAACAAAAUCCUUACCUUGGAGUGGCCACAGGAUCUUCUGCACGGGAUCCCUGCAGACUGCCAGGCCACACUGAUUAUUACUCUCUACAAUUUGAAAUAUUUUCUGGUUGUUUUCCUGAAUAUAAAGACUUCUCAAGUGAAUCUUGUAUCCUUCUUCAAAGGAUUUCCCCUCCUUGCUCUUUCUUACUUGUUGCAACAGUGUCCUGCUGUCUGGGGAGCUGGGUCGGGAGGGAGGACAGCUCUGUGUGUAGCAGGCAGUCCUUGCUGAGGGGAUGGAAGAAAGUAGAGUCUCUCAGAUCUGCUCUUGAGUCAUGUGACUCUCGUGCAGACUCCCUGCAUCCUCAAGAGAAGAGAGACUGGGGAGAAGGUACUUUAGACCUGUUCCCCAGCAAUAAGGGUCAAAGCUCUCCAUUUCACCACUCUGAUCAGAAUUGUGGGGAUAAUGGAGCUGGAAUCUCAGGCAGAUUGGUGAAUCCCCAUUCUCCUUUUCCACUCCUUUUCCCUUAUCAGGUUAGUCUGUACCUAAGUAACUGUCUAUAUUAGACACCCCAACCCCCACCUGAAGCCAGUUCCUGGCCUUCUGUCUUUGCUGCCAUUUUUUUAAAUAAGAAGGAAACAGAAUUCUUGCUAUUUUUUUCAUGAUUUACUAUUUAUGAAGUAUUUAAGUGUUUUAUUCAGGGCAGAGUUAUUCUCUAAGGGGUGGGUGGGAGGGAAACAGGAUAUUGGAGGGAGGGCUGGGUCUCUGUACAGAAGGUGGGAUAGAAGGGAAAGGGACUCAACAUUUCUAUGAAGCGUCGCUAUCUGCCUCUACUUUGUAUUGUUUAAAAAUGGCAAAUGCAUUAUAAAAUGAUGAGUACCUGGUUUUAAUGUAUUAAAACUUUUAUCAGUUAUUUUAAUCCCUUUUUAAAAGCUUUUUGUCUUUUUCCUUCCUGAUUCUUUUUUACCAUUCUCCCUUCCACACACUUCAUUCAGGUGACCUGUCUGCUUCCUAUUGCUCUGAGACUCAAUCUGCUCUAUCUAGAUGGCCUCUUUCUGACCUUAACUUAUUUCCAAACUUCUAAUAGAAGCUGCAUUAUAACUUUGUAUUUCAUGCCCCAUUUUGUGUCAGAGCCAGGUAUGUUGGAUGGAUGGAUGGAUGGAUGGUUGGUUGGGUAGAUGGAUUUCAAAUGUUGAAAUUCACGCUGACCGUCUCCAAGGCUUCCUACCCUGAAUAAUCUCCCUUUUCCUCAGCCCAGUUUUCCUUUCCAAGGUGCCCAAGGCGUCUUCCUCUUCUGUGCUGAACUUGAGCUCUCACUGCCUGCUUAAUAUAGGACAGGUAGAGAUAAAAGGAAAAAGGUGAGUUCCUUCUGACCCAUCCUAGGAAUUGAACGAGCCAGUUUGGAAGCCAUCAUUUUCUCCUCUACAACACCCUUCAACCAGUCUUGAACACCAGAUUGUUUGUUUGUCCUUCUUUCUCAAAAGAAGACCAAUGACAUCAGGAGGGUGAUUUUUUUGACAUGCAGGUAAAUUGGAUUUCAGUGAGGUAGGGCUGGGCAGUGUCAUCAACCUUACUCUCCAGAGUCAUGCUAGGACAUAGGUCAGGACAACAGGCCACGGCCUCAGAGACAGUGGAAGACCUUGGCUUUUUGAAGCUAAGGUCCUUCCCAGAUCUGUUUGUCUGAUGCAAUGCCCAUUCAGUAAUUAAAGACUAAGAAUUGAUGCAAAAGAUAAUCUAGUUUCCCUUCUUAAAAGAGCCAGUACACACCUAAUGUAUGCAUCACAUAUAUUAUUUCAAGGAUUUUACAGUCUAAUUAGAAAGCAAACGAUAAAAAUGAACUUUAAAUGAUAGAAGGCAGUUUUUAGGUACCUACAUGUCACUGUUAUACACUUUUAGACACCAUUACUAAUUUUUUAAAAAUGCUUAUUAUUUCAUAGAAGAGUAAGGUCUCUGGAGUCUUUAUACCUAUAGCAGAGGUAGAUGGGAACUGGCUUUUGACAGAUAAAACAGGGUUUGGAAGUGAAGGGAUACCUUGAGAACAGAUGUUCAAAGGAAACAAUAAUCGUGAAACUAAAGAGACUGACUAGACAGUUUGGAAAGGUAAGCCAAGUUAUUAAGGGCUUCAGUGUCGAUCUAAGAAGUUCGUACUUUGUCCCAUAGACAAUGAAAGGCUUUUGAGAAGGGAAAGAAAUGUUCAGAAUAACAUUUGAGAAAGCCUAAUCUUCUUUCCAUGUACAAGAAGUCUCCAAAUGGGAGAUAACAGCCCAGGAUCCCUUUCUUCAGAACAUGAAAAUUAUUAAGGACUUUGCUUUCAACCCCAUGAGUUAAGUGAUUGGUAUAUUCAUUUUGCAAAUUGGAAACUAACACUCUUUUAAAAGGUCGAGUUAUUUGCCCCCCUAACUACACAUCCAGUGGGCUGGAAGGGGCAGGGAUUUAGAACUAGGGUUCCCAACUCUUAAGUCCAUUGUUCUUCCCACUACUCUUCACUAUGUUUUGGGAAGGUGCUGCUAUAAAAUUCCUGUGAGAGUUGAUCAGGACCUAAACCGGGGUGGUGACACUUAAUGGAAAUGGAAAGUUUCCAAAAGGAUCCAGAGAAGGAAGUGAUAAUUAAGACACUAGG